AGAGUCAGCCCACGACGUCGGAUGAGACGGUGGUGGCUGGUGGCACAGUGGUGCUUAAGUGCCAAGUGGAGGACCCUGAUGACUCCUCGCUGCAGUGGUCCAAUCCUGCCCAGCAGACCCUCUACUUCGGGGAGAAACGAGCCCUGCGGGAUAACAGGAUCCAGCUGGAGAGAUCCACUCCCAACGAGCUGACCAUCAGCAUCAGCGAUGUGGUGCUAUCGGACGAGGGGGAAUACACCUGCUCCAUCUUCACCAUGCCCGUGAGGACAGCUAAGGCCCUGGUCACUGUGCUGGGAAUCCCUCAGAAGCCCCAAAUCUUUGGCCAUGAACAGCCCUUCGAUGAGGAGAAGAAGGCCCAGCUGAUCUGCAGGACCUCGGGCAGCAAACCUGCAGCCCAGCUGCGGUGGAGGAAGGGCAACAUGGAGCUGGGGGGUGCGAGCAGUGAGGUGGUGGAGGAUGCCAAUGGCAAGACCUUCACUGUGACCAGCAGAGUGGAGUUCCCUGUCACCAAGGAGGACAACGAGGUUGAGGUGACCUGCACAGUGGACCACGAGUCCCUGCAGAACUCAGAGAGGUCAACCACACAGAAGCUGCAGGUCCACUACAAGCCAACAGCAAGGAUUGAACCACACCCCCAGUACCCACGAGAGGGAGAGAAGCUCCAGCUGCAGUGUGAUGGACAGGGCAACCCCGUCCCCCAGGAGUUCCUGUGGGAGAAGGAGGGCAGUGAUGCUCCCCUGCAGCUGAGCUCAGACAGCGUCCUCAUCUUCCCCUUCCUCAACAAGAGUGACAGUGGCACCUACGUCUGCACAGCCACCAGCUCCAUGGGCAGUGUGGUGGCCAAGUACAACCUGGAUGUCAGUGAUGCCAGCCCUGUGCCCUCGACCUCCAGCACCUACCACGCAAUGAUCGGUGGUGUGGUGGCUGUCAUCGUCUUCCUCCUGCUCAGUCUCCUCAUCGUGCUGGGACACUACCUGAUCAGGCACAAAGGCACAUACCUGACCCACGAGGCCAAGGGCUCUGACGAUGCCCCCGAUGCCGACACUGCCAUUAUCAAUGCCGAGGGUGGCCAGGCCGGCGGCGAUGACAAGAAGGAGUACUUCAUCUAGGGGUGGCAGAGAG
Molecule: messenger RNA, 1122 nt
Organism: Acanthisitta chloris (rifleman)
Lineage: Eukaryota; Metazoa; Chordata; Aves; Passeriformes; Acanthisittidae
Gene: CADM3
Product: cell adhesion molecule 3
Exons: 8
Biological process (GO): homophilic cell-cell adhesion
Cellular component (GO): presynaptic membrane
Source: RefSeq, a predicted model, not a curated record